Messenger RNA from Macadamia integrifolia, 372 nucleotides. RefSeq names its product protein ACCELERATED CELL DEATH 6-like. Gene Ontology annotation, molecular function: protein phosphatase 1 binding; protein phosphatase regulator activity. The record is from RefSeq and is a predicted model, not a curated record. The transcript has a single exon. Gene Ontology annotation, cellular component: plasma membrane. The coding region runs from base 1 to 372 and encodes 123 amino acids. Lineage: Eukaryota; Viridiplantae; Streptophyta; Magnoliopsida; Proteales; Proteaceae.
AUGUUGCUAAGAAGAUGUAAGCCUUCUGGUGACCUCAAGAUAGAAAAGCAGUUGGUAAGACAUAAUACUUCCAAUGCGUAUAAAUUGGAUAAAGAUAGUUUCUCACCACUUCACAUAGCUGCUCUUGAAUCAAGCAUUCAGUUAUUUCAAGAACUCAUCAAAUGGUGUCCCGAUUCUGGGGAGUUGGUGGACAAAAAGCGUCGUAAUGUUUUUCACUUUGCUGUGAUGAGUGAGGAUUUCAAGAAAAUCAAGUUUGCCUUAAAGCAACAAGAGCUUGAGGAACUCGUAAACAAGGCAGAUGAUGAUGGAAACAACCCAUUCCACCUUGCGGCCACCAUAGGCAAUUUAAUUUUCUUUCAAAUAGAAGAGUAG